Messenger RNA from Homo sapiens (human), 3021 nucleotides. RefSeq names its product cyclin dependent kinase like 4 (gene CDKL4). Lineage: Eukaryota; Metazoa; Chordata; Mammalia; Primates; Hominidae. Gene Ontology annotation, biological process: regulation of cell cycle. The transcript is spliced from 10 exons. The record is from RefSeq and is a predicted model, not a curated record. Gene Ontology annotation, molecular function: protein kinase activity; protein serine kinase activity; ATP binding. Gene Ontology annotation, cellular component: cytoplasm. The coding region runs from base 1722 to 2861 and encodes 379 amino acids.
CCCAACCAGUAUUCAUCCAAGGAGCACACUUGGAUGAAUAAAGGCAAACGGAAGUAAGUAGUAUUAAAACAAGGUACAGGCCCAGUGUGAUGGCUCAAAUCUCUAAUCCCAACACUGGGAGGCUGAGGUGGGAGAAUCACUUGAGCCUAGGAGUUCAAGAUCAGCCUGAGUUACAUAGCAAGUCUCCUUCUCUACAAAAAAUGAAAUUAGCCAAGUAUAAUGGCACAUGCCUAUAGUCCCAGCUACUGGGGAGGGAGGCUGAGGCAAGAGAAUCACUUGAGCCCAAGAGUUUGAGGCUGCAAUGAGCUAUGAUUGUGACACUGCACUUUAGCCUAGGCAACAGAGUGAGCCUCUGUUUCCAAAAAAAAAAAGGUACAAGAGGUUGUGCCUAAUUCUGCUUUGUGUAGUAAGAUUUGUAAACCAGGUUGUUGAUAGAUGAAGAGAAAUUUACCAUAUGCAGUAAGAAAGCAAGGUAGGAACCUGUAGCCUAGACCAAGGCAUAUGCAAAUACUGCAUGUUCAAGAAAUAGUGACAUUGAAUUGAAUGAACCAGAGUUUCGGGUGCCUGAAGCAGAGUAAUAGGGCAGGAAGCUGCAUAAAAAGAUGGGCCUGGUUGUGAAGAGCCUCCUUAUGAGAGAAGCAGCUAGGAAUCAACAGUUUCAGAAACUGGAGAGCAAGUAUCAUGAAGAUAUAAAUGGGUUGAUGGAUUUGUACAUAAGGUGAUACUUGUAUACUUAAUGAGAAAUUUUUCUAUAGCAUGAUAGAUGGUGGAAAUUAUAUAGGAAUUGGAUAGAUGUGAAUUUUAUGAGUAUUUGACUUUAGUGGAAGUGUAUUUGGUCUCAAAAGAGGAAGGAGAUAAAGGUUUUUGUUUUGAUUUUGUUUGUUAAAGAUGGGAGAUUUCAGCAUGUAUCUAAGCAAAUGAAAGAAGUGGAAAAGAAAUGAGAUGGAUGAGAAAAGGAGAAGAGAGUCACCUGUUUAGGGAAGUAUGGAGAUGCUAAACCUGGCCAUGAUCACGGGGAGCAUUUUGCUAAUGCUGAAACAAAGUACGUGUGUGCUUAUUAACAUAUAGCAUUUCUAAGUUAGUCCUGGGAAUAAAAUGGGUAAGCUCUAGCCAAAAUUCUCUUUCCCAAGUAAUACAUUAUCUCCACAGAGCAUUCAUUACAUUAUUUGUUUCAUUGACUUUCUUCCCUAAUGGGUGUCAAACCUGUGUCUGAUUCUUAGGCCUCAGGUACUAGUACAAUGCUAGGUGAAUUAGGAAAAUGGCCUCUGAUCCAUAGCUGCUUUUCACGCAAAAACCUACAGAAGUCUGCUGAAAAGGUAUUUGGAUAAUUAAACAAGACCGAAAAGUAAUGACUAAUGACAGAGAAUCUUGCAAACUGAAGGUCUCUGCCCAGGCAGGGAAACGAACUAAUCAAUAUUCAACAGUUACGUGUGCUGUUUUUCAGUGCUCUCGAUGCCUUGGGAAAGAAGGGGACAUGGUGUAAUCACAGUAUUAAGGGGAAAGUGGUUGAAAUGUUUCCUGAGCGCUCUCAUUCAACUUUUGCUCCGUUCACAGCCUGAUGCUACAGGCUCGGCCCCGAGGUUAUACCCACCAAGAGGAAGUAUGUCCGGAAUUGGUGGGUUCUUGCAGUCACUGACUUCAAGAAUGAAGCCGCGGACCCUCGCGGUGCAGCAUUGUACUGCAAGUCAAUCGAUACAAUAAUUUAAGUCACUUCAGCUAUAAUGGAAAAGUAUGAAAAAUUAGCUAAGACUGGAGAAGGGUCUUAUGGGGUUGUAUUCAAAUGCAGAAACAAAACCUCUGGACAAGUAGUAGCUGUUAAAAAAUUUGUGGAAUCUGAAGAUGAUCCUGUUGUUAAGAAAAUAGCACUAAGAGAAAUACGUAUGUUGAAGCAAUUAAAACAUCCAAAUCUUGUGAACCUCAUCGAGGUGUUCAGGAGAAAAAGGAAAAUGCAUUUAGUUUUUGAAUACUGUGAUCAUACACUUUUAAAUGAGCUGGAAAGAAACCCAAAUGGAGUUGCUGAUGGAGUGAUCAAAAGCGUAUUAUGGCAAACACUUCAAGCUCUUAAUUUCUGUCAUAUACAUAACUGUAUUCACAGAGAUAUAAAACCUGAAAAUAUUCUAAUAACUAAGCAAGGAAUAAUCAAGAUUUGUGACUUCGGGUUUGCACAAAUUCUGAUUCCAGGAGAUGCCUACACCGAUUAUGUAGCUACGAGAUGGUACCGAGCUCCUGAACUUCUUGUGGGAGAUACUCAGUAUGGUUCUUCAGUCGAUAUAUGGGCUAUUGGUUGUGUUUUUGCAGAGCUCCUGACAGGCCAGCCACUGUGGCCUGGAAAAUCAGAUGUGGACCAACUUUAUCUGAUAAUCAGAACACUAGGAAAAUUAAUCCCAAGACAUCAAUCAAUCUUUAAAAGUAACGGGUUUUUCCAUGGCAUCAGUAUACCUGAGCCAGAAGACAUGGAAACUCUUGAGGAAAAGUUCUCAGAUGUUCAUCCUGUGGCUCUGAACUUCAUGAAGGGGUGUCUGAAGAUGAAUCCAGAUGACAGAUUAACCUGUUCCCAACUCCUGGAGAGCUCCUACUUUGAUUCUUUUCAAGAGGCCCAAAUUAAAAGAAAAGCACGUAAUGAAGGAAGAAACAGAAGACGCCAACAGCAGGCACCUAAGUCUGCCUUUCCUAGGCUUUUUCUCAAAACCAAGAUCUGCCAGGUACAAAGGAAUGAAACCCAGACAUCUGGGAACCAAAUUCUACCCAAUGGGCCAAUAUUGCAGAACAGUAUGGUGACUGUUAUGACAAACAUUAAUUCUGCAGUUUAUCAGGUGACUGUCCUUCACUUGCUUUCAGAAAACUUUGAAGUUAAAUCGUAAACUCCAUGGAAAUAGGUUUGUUUUGGUUCAGGGCUUUUUCUCACCUUGUAAACCCGGCACCUAAAACAGUAUCUGACACAGAGAAGGUCCCUAAUAUUAUUAAAAUAAAUAAGUAGACGAACAUUGCCUAAUAAUAAACUGAGUUGGUAAUUUCCAAUUC